AUGUUGCUGUCCCUCUUGUUGCUUCUGUCUCUGAUUCUAGGACUGAGGUGUGAAGACCUGAGUCCAGUUAAAGACGAAGAGUCUGGUCUGAUAGGAAACCCAGUCCUACUGUCCUACGAGUACACAAAGUUUUCACCUGGAGAUUUCUUCUUCUGGUACCGCCAACAUCCAGGAGCACCACCACAGUUUCUCAUCUCCCACACCUCCUCAGGAUCAGUAACUAUCAGUCGGGUCUCGGGUCUGGAGGUCCGAGUGGAGGGAGGUAAACUGAUCCAGAUGAGGAUUGUGUCGGCUGCAGCGGAGGACUCUGCGGUGUUUUACUGCGCCGUGAGGCCCACAGUGACAGGAAACCCUGCAGCUCUGUACAAAAACCUCAUCCAACACUCCACUUCAGGGCACACUUUUAUUACGCAACACCGCCACCAUGUGGAUGAUCUUUAUCAGCAGCAGGAAGAUCAGGAGAAUCAGGGAGAUCAGGAGGGUCAGGAGGAUCAGGAGGGUCAGGAGGAUCAGGGAGAUCAGGAGGAUCAGGAGGAUCAGGAGGAUCAGGAGGAUCAGGGAGAUCAGGAGGAUCAGGAGGAUCAUGAGGGUCAGGAGGAUCAGGGAGAUCAGGAGGAUCAGGAGGGUCAGGAGGAUCAGGGAGAUCAGGAGGAUCAGGAGGGUCAUGAGGGUCAGGAGGAUCAGGGAGAUCAGGAGGAUCAGGGGGGUCAGGAGGAUCAGGGAGAUCAGGAGGAUCAGGGAGAUCAGGAGGAUCAGGAGGAUCAGGAGGGUCAGGGGGAUCAGGAGGAUCAUGAGGAUCAUGAGGAUCAGGAGGAUCAGGAGGAUCAGUAA
This is a messenger RNA of Austrofundulus limnaeus, 831 nucleotides long. NCBI's taxonomy places the organism in Eukaryota, Metazoa, Chordata, Actinopteri, Cyprinodontiformes, Rivulidae. The record is from RefSeq and is a predicted model, not a curated record.